This is a messenger RNA of Onychomys torridus (southern grasshopper mouse), 1866 nucleotides long. RefSeq names its product SET domain containing 6, protein lysine methyltransferase (gene Setd6). NCBI's taxonomy places the organism in Eukaryota, Metazoa, Chordata, Mammalia, Rodentia, Cricetidae. Gene Ontology annotation, cellular component: nucleus. Gene Ontology annotation, molecular function: protein binding; protein-lysine N-methyltransferase activity. Gene Ontology annotation, biological process: peptidyl-lysine monomethylation. The transcript has 7 exons. Bases 61 to 1605 code for a protein of 514 amino acids. The record is from RefSeq and is a predicted model, not a curated record.
CGUCCGCUCGCGUUCUGCGACGCCGGAAGCGCAGGGCGGACGCGGCGCCUCCCUCCCGGCAUGGCGGCUCCGGCCAAGCGCGCGCGGACGAGCGACGGGGCGCCCCUUCCCGCGCCCUGCCGGGUCCCGAGAGUCGCCCGCGCGCCCUUGACGCUCCCGGAUCCCGGGCGCGGCCACGCCACUUGCUUCUCCCCGCAGGCGGCGGGGCCCAGCGGUGGCGAGCCCGACGGCGACGCGGUGGCCGGCUUCCUGCGCUGGUGCGCGGGAGUGGGGCUGGAGCUAAGUCCCAAGGUGGCGGUGAGCCGGCAGGGCACGGUGGCCGGCUAUGGCAUGGUAGCGCGGGAGAGCGUGCAGCCGGGAGAGCUGCUGUUCGCAGUGCCGCGCUCGGCGCUUCUGUCCCCCGACACCUGCUCCAUCAGCGGCCUGCUGGAGCGAGAGCGAGGCGCGCUGCAGAGCCUGUCGGGGUGGGUGCCGCUGCUGCUGGCGCUGCUCCACGAGCUGCAGGCCCCAGCCUCAUCCUGGAGCCCCUACUUCGCGCUUUGGCCAGAGCUGGGGUGUUUGGAGCAUCCCAUGUUUUGGCCAGAGGAGGAGCGGCUGCGCCUCCUCAAGGGUACAGGUGUCCCGGAGGCCGUGGAGAAGGAUUUGGUGAACAUCCGCAGCGAAUACUAUUCCAUAGUCCUGCCCUUCAUGGAGGCUCACUCCGGCCUCUUCAGCCCCACUGUUCGCUCUCUGGAACUCUAUCGCCAGCUCGUGGCCAUUGUAAUGGCUUAUAGCAGCUUUCAAGAACCACUGGAGGAAGGGGAUGAUGAAAAUGAACCGAAUUCCCCCUUGAUGGUGCCUGCUGCAGACAUACUAAACCACACAGCCAAUCACAAUGCCAAUCUAGAGUACUCCGCAGUGAGUGAACCCCCAUGCCUAGUUAUUUGCAUUAGGAGUCAAAUCAUUGGGCUCCAUUUUCCUACUUACCGUGAAAAUGAGGAUUAUCUCCGGAUGGUAGCUAUUCAGCCCAUUCCUAAAGGUCAUGAGAUUUUCAACACCUAUGGGCACAUGGCUAAUUGGCAGCUGAUUCAUAUGUAUGGUUUUGCUGAGCCCUAUCCUGACAACACAGAUGAUACAGCCGAUAUUCAGAUGGUGACUCUCCGAGAUGCUGCACUCCAGGGAACAAAAGAUGAAGCUGAAAGGCUGCUCUUGUGUGAACGCUGGGAUUUCCUGUGCAAACUGGAGAUGGUAGGGGAAGAAGGAGCCUUUGUGAUUGGUCGUGAAGAGGUGUUGACUGAAGAGGAGCUAGCCACCACACUUAAGGUACUGUGCAUGCCUGCUGAGGAAUUCAGAGAAUAUAAAAACCAGGCUGGACAGGGAGAAGAAAGGGAAGAGGACAGUCUGACAAUCACAAAUAUCCCCAAGCUCCAAGUAUCAUGGAGACACCUUCUUCGAGACAGUGUUCUGUUGACCCUAGAGACCUAUGCCACGGACUUACAAACUGAGCAAGAUUUACUUAGUAAUAAGGAAGUCUAUGACAAGCUCAGCUGGCGGGAACAGCAAGCCUUACAAGUCCGCUAUGGCCAGAAGAUGAUCUUACAUCGGCUGUUGGAACUCACAAGUUAGCAGGUGCCCUGAAUGACCAGCAGUGAGAAUCUUUUAAGCUCAUGUUUUGCUUGAAAAGGAGGGAAAUUUGGGACUUUUGCUAUUAGGCAGUAUCAAAAGAAAAGUAGUCCAAGGCAAGCAAGGGUUUAAUCUAAGGCAAGAGUUGUUGACAUUUUAAGAUUGAGAUUAGCAGUUGGGAAUCUGCCAACUAUUAAGAACAUUCUAUUUUUAUUAAUGUCUUCAGAUUUUUAGUAGAAUUUAAUAAAUGUGGACCGAGCUAGA